Molecule: messenger RNA, 633 nt
Organism: Pistacia vera
Lineage: Eukaryota; Viridiplantae; Streptophyta; Magnoliopsida; Sapindales; Anacardiaceae
Product: NADH dehydrogenase [ubiquinone] iron-sulfur protein 6, mitochondrial-like
Exons: 3
Coding region: 41-349 (102 amino acids)
Biological process (GO): mitochondrial electron transport, NADH to ubiquinone
Source: RefSeq, a predicted model, not a curated record
CUUAGAAUUUAGAAACAAUAUCUAAUACCAAGGUGGGUCAAUGGCGUCGUCUCUCUUCAAAACCCUAAUAAGGUCGUCGAAUUCGCCAUCAACGGCUAGAUAUCUGAGUUCGACCACCGCUGUCAUCAGCAACCAUACCGCCAAAUGGAUGCAGGAUAUUAGCAAAAAAUCACCAAUGGAGUUGAUCAAUGAAGUUCCACCAAUUAAGGUCGAAGGCAGGAUUGUUGCAUGUGAAGGAGAUACCGACCCGGCACUUGGGCAUCCAAUUGAGUUCAUAUGCCUUGACCUAAAGGAGCCAGCUGUUUGCAAAUAUUGUGGUCUACGUUAUGUUCAGGAUCACCAUCACUAGGACUUCUACAAUUGCUAGUGUGAGCCAUUGUCAUGCUUACUGGAUACAUUCAUUAUCUAAGUUUCUAUGAUGGUUUGCUAUGGCAAAUGCUGGGGAAGAUAUAAAUGUUACCGAGCAAUAACUUUGUGAUCUUCAACUUGUUUCAAGUCUCCAUUUUACUGAUUGUACUUGUGUUUAGUGUUUGGCAAAAUAAGGACUUGAUGCGCUUAAUUACCAUCAGCAGCAUACACAGAUUUAUGAAAUUUUACCUUAUUAAUCAAUUUUUUCUGCUAUAGUUGCCAAGU